UUCAUUGGAUCAAAUGUUUAUGCUACCUUCAAAAAGAAAAUAUGCUUUUGCAGAAUGGUUUUUUGAUGUUUUUUAAAUAAUUUAUCUAUUCAUUUGUUAAUUAAUUUUAUUAUAAAGAUGCCACGUAAACGGACAACACGUCUAAAACCAACAUCAAAACCAGCUAAAGGAGCUGUAAUAGCAAAAGACUUCUCUGAGAAUGAAAAAGAAGAACAGCUUGCUAUCUUUCUCAGGGAUUACGACUUGAAAGUGAAAACAGUUAUUAAAGAUAUUGAAAAGAAAAAGCGAGCUAUGUUGACUUUUAUACAAACAAGAUUUGAAGAAGUUAUUUCAGAAAUGCCUUCAGAAAUUAAAAAUUUAACGCUGAAAGAAUUUUCCGAGGCUGGUGGCACAUAUGAUUCAGUAUUGGCGCAUUGUAAGAAACAAAAGAGGCUUGCCCAGUUAGAUAAUGAGUUAUGGAAACCUGUCAAGGGUAAUGCUGAAUAUCUUGAAUGCAUUGAUGAAGAAGGUGCAGAGCCAACUAAGCAAUCUGAUCUGGCAAAAAAAACUCCCUCAUCCAAACCAAAGCGUCAGGGAAAAAAUUCAGCAAUGCCCCCUCCUACUAAAAAAAAUACAGUUUUAAGACAAGUAACUCCUUCAACUCGAAUGAGAACUAGAUAUGGCCAAACACCUUUAAUAACACCCAAGUUUGACCCAAAUCUUCCCCUUACACCUGAAAAUAUUCGAGAUGUCAAACCUGGAGAGAGGCUGAUGUCUUUAGCAGGAAGUCCUGUCCAGGUGGAAAAAGUAAAUAAAAAAGUGAUUGAUGUGGUGGACAAGAAAGAAAUAGCCAGUGGGUGGAUGGACAUCGCAGGCGUAGAGCUGUCUCCAAGCACGGUCGGCAAAAUGCUGCAGUUUGUUUCAAACGCUAUCAAAGAGACAUCGUGAAGGUGAAGUUUAGUGGGGUAACUGUUGGCUCUUUGGUUUUAGAAACUGAACCAUGUACAAAUUUGUAUGAAUGAAUAGUUUGCUUUUAUACUAAGAUUUGUAGGCGCGAUGUGUAUGAUAAAUUAAGUGUAUAAUAUGGGAUAAUUAUUUGUACAUAUUUGUUAAAAGAUACAUGAUCAGCCAAUUUGUUUAUAAUAUGCUGACUGUGUAAGUGUACACAGCUCUGUUCAAUUCUAUUUAUCUCUCAUUUCACAUUACAACGCAUCUUUGUUGUCACAUGAUCAAUUAAUUUUAAUAUUAAAUUAGCGUGCAAUUUUCUUGUAACCACGGCUACUAAUUUUGAAAUAUUUGUGGGUCAGGUUCCCUGAAGCUUUUAAUUUUUAAAUUUAAAGUUUAACAGAAAUAAGAAAAACCAGGACAGCAGUAGCUGUUUACUUUUAUUAUGUUGUAUUCACCAUUUAAAUUUGUAGGUAAAAAUAUAUCACUAUGUUGUGUUUGUUCAGACUGGCUAGACUUUGUUUGCUGUUUUAAAUUCCUAAUGGGCUGUUGCCAUUAACACCUGCCAUUAUUUAUUACCUUGUCUACUACAGUCACCUCCCCUGCCAUUUUUGACCCACCUUACGUUGUACCAUACAUUCUGGCCAAAUGCCCAGCCUCCCCCUGCCCCCACCCAUUCAUGUAAUAUUUACCAUCUUCACCCAACCGUUUAAUGGAACUAUUGUAGAUACUACCCUUGUGUUCUAUUUCUCUCAUCCUAAUAAUAUCUGUAGUUUCUAUUCUCAUAUUGUUCACACUGGCUUUAUCAGCAGUACUGCAAGCAUGAAUAUUUGGUGGUUUUUAUUUUUUGAUAUUCCAAAUUGUUUUUUUACACAAAUUUGGUCUCAUUUGCAGUACUGCAAAAAUAUAUCAAUGGUCUUGUUAUUUUUUUUUUUUUGAGAAUCAUUUUGUUUACAUGAAAAUUAGUUAACUAUUUUAAAUGAUUUUGUCAACAUGUGUAUAAAGAAUAAUUAAUUUUAAAUUUGCUUGUAUGUUUAAGUAACAUAUUUAAAUAUUACUGUAAAGCAAAUAGCAAUAAAUAUA
This is a messenger RNA of Physella acuta, 2007 nucleotides long. RefSeq names its product borealin. Gene Ontology annotation, biological process: mitotic sister chromatid segregation. The record is from RefSeq and is a predicted model, not a curated record. Gene Ontology annotation, cellular component: spindle midzone; chromosome, centromeric region; chromosome passenger complex. Lineage: Eukaryota; Metazoa; Mollusca; Gastropoda; Physidae.